Molecule: messenger RNA, 1086 nt
Organism: Phytophthora sojae
Lineage: Eukaryota; Oomycota; Peronosporomycetes; Peronosporales; Peronosporaceae
Exons: 4
Molecular function (GO): protein binding
Source: RefSeq, a predicted model, not a curated record
GCCGCUGUUAGCCGUGGUGACGUUAAAUUGUUGCAGUGGUUUUGGGAGAACGGGUUUGAGAUUACAAAUCCGAAGCUGCUCGAGGUUGCAGUUCGUAGCCGUCAUCUAGAAGUAGUUCGGUGGUUGUCGGAGCACGGGUACAAGAAGACCGCACCUGUCUGGAGCGAAGCCGUAAAAGCUGCCAUACGAGGAGGGCAUGUGCAUGCGCUUCGGUGGAUGACGGAGUGUGAAGACUGCCGUGGAUCCUGGAAACGUGAUUUCUUCAAAACUCUGGAGCUUGCAGCAAGACACGCUCACCUUGAUGUCGUGAAAUGGCUGCUUGAGAGAGGAAUUGACCGGCAUGCAUUGAGCCUGGCAGCGGAGCACGGGCAUCUGGAGGUGGCGCAAUGGAUCUAUGGCGCACGGGCGGACACAAGCUGCUGCUGGGUCUGUAUUCCAAUGAGCAAGGCUGUCGCAAACGGGCAUCUUGACAGCGUGCAGUGGCUGCAUACGGUCAAAGGAGGACAAUGCUUUGCUCGAGCUGUCGACAAAGCGGCUGAGAAUGGGCACCUCGAAGUGAUGGAGAGGCUGCAUUUGAACCAUCCCUUCUGUUGUACGACGGCUGCGAUGAAUGGAGCGGUGGAGAAUGGACACUUGGAGGUAGUCAAGUGGUUGCACCGAGUUCGUCACGAAUGCUGUUCGUCGCAAACUCUUGCAACCACUGCUGCUGAACAAGGGCGCUUGAACUUGGUAAAAUGGCUGCAUACACAUUUUCGUGAGGGUUUCUCGGCAUCUGCGAUGGAGGCUGCCGCAGGAAAUGGGCACAUGGGUUUUAUCAAGUGGCUGCAUGAACAUCGCAGCGAGGGGUGUACCGAUGCGGCUCCAUUUAGGGCUGCUCAAGGUGGACAUUUGGAGAUUUUAAAAUGGCUUCACAUGCACUAUUCCAAUACGUUUUUACCUACAACAAUGGAUGCAGCAGCUGAAAACGGGCAGUUUAAAGCCGUUCAAUGGUUGCAUGGAAAUCGCUCUACUGAGGCACUGUUUGCUGCCGCCAUUAACGGCCACCUCGACACUUUCCUGUACCUACUUGAGCACCGACCGGAAGGU